AUGGCGGGACAGCCUUCGCGGCCUGCACGCGAGAGCUGGUCCUGGAAGCGCUAUGAGCGUCCGGGCCUCCUGCAAGAGGAGAUUGAAGAGGUCAAGGAGGCCUUCGACCUCUUCGACGUGGAUGGGACGCAGCGGAUCAAUCCUCGAGACCUUAGGGCUUGUGUGCAAUCGCUCAAUCUGCGACGGAACCAGGUCGUCCAUCACAUCCUGAAUGACUUGGAAAGGCUGGGUGGCAAGCCGCUGGACUUCGGUGCCUUCCUGGACCUGAUGACUGCCAAGAUGGGGGAGCGGGACACGAAGGAGGACGUCUCGAAGGUCUUCCGGCUCUUCGACGACGAUCGGACGGGAAAAAUCUCGCUGCGAAAUCUGUGCCUAAGCUUUCCGAGGAACCCAGCCCGGCCCCAAACUCUAACCCCCAACAUCCCCAAGCCAUCCUAA
Molecule: messenger RNA, 438 nt
Organism: Symbiodinium natans
Lineage: Eukaryota; Dinophyceae; Suessiales; Symbiodiniaceae
Source: the annotation of a GenBank genome assembly